GUCGCCUGUUCCAUCCACUAAUCCAUCCAUCGAUCGAGCAGCCACUUCACACCAGCUAGUGGAAGUAGUGCGAUCCAGAGGUUCAGGCAUGGCAGCUCCGAGAGCACUCGUCCUCUGCGUCCUGCUGGCGAUCGCCGUCGCCCACGCCGAGGCGGCGUCAGUCGUCGUCGGUCUGGCCAAGUGCGCCGACUGCACCAGGAAGAACAUGAAGGCCGGGGAAGCCUUCAAGGCUGUGCAGGUGGUGAUCAAGUGCAAGAACAGCGCCGGCGAGUACGAGAGCAAGGCGGUGGGCGGCCUCGAUGGCACCGGCGCCUUCAGCGUGCCCCUCGUCGCCGACCUCCAUGGCGCCGACUGCGUCGCGCAGCUCCACAGCGCCGCCUCCAACGCGCCCUGCCCCGGCCAGGAGCCGUCCAAGAUCGUGCCGCUGUCCGAGGGCACCACCUUCGGCUUCGUCGCUGGCGAGAACACCGCCAGGCCGUCCGCGGCAUCGCUGGAGUGCGCGUCCAUGACCCUGUGCGGGCCGAUCAAGAAGCACAUCAUCGAGCACUUCCACCACAAGAAGCCCGUGCCGCCCAAGCCGGAGCUCAAGCCCCAGCCCCACCCGGACUACGGCCCCAUGCCUAAGCCGGAGCCGAAGCCGCAGCCCCACCCAGACUACCACCCCGUCCCUCCCACGCCCACCUACGAUCCGUGA
Molecule: messenger RNA, 694 nt
Organism: Triticum aestivum (bread wheat)
Lineage: Eukaryota; Viridiplantae; Streptophyta; Magnoliopsida; Poales; Poaceae
Exons: 2
Coding region: 89-694 (201 amino acids)
Source: RefSeq, a predicted model, not a curated record